Molecule: messenger RNA, 755 nt
Organism: Yamadazyma tenuis ATCC 10573
Lineage: Eukaryota; Fungi; Ascomycota; Pichiomycetes; Serinales; Debaryomycetaceae
Source: RefSeq, a predicted model, not a curated record
AGUAUUUGUGCUCACAAUAUGGUAUCUCCAAAGUAUAGCAAGUCUCACUUCUUGUAUCCCUACAGUCAUUUUACUGACUUCCCACACACCAUCAGUUUGUAUGUGGACUACAAUUGCCGUUUUAGUGCCAAGUUGUUCUUAAAGUUUAGAGAGUCUGUGAUCCCUGAGCUCGAGAAGCAAUACCCCGGUAAGUUUCAAUUUGUGUACAAUCACGUCAUCCAGCCAUGGCACCCCAACUCAGUAUUCCAGAACGAGUUUGGGCUUUCCAUUGCAAAGCUCAUUAGAGAAAGUGGCCAGCACAAUAGUGAAUUGUUCUGGGCAGUUUCGGAGUCGUUAUUCAAGAACAUCAUCAAGUUUUACGACAAUGCCAACUCCGAUAAGGGCCGUAAUGAGAUAUACUCGGACAUCUAUGAUGUGGUUUCAGGAGACAUCAAGUUGCCCUUCACCAAAGAGCAGGUGUUGGCCAACAUCGCUAUCAAACAGGUUGAACUGGAGGAAGACUUUAGUCAAGAGGGUAACGCUUUGGCGGUGGACUUCAAGUAUUUCACCCGGUACCAGAGGACUGUAGGAGUCCAUAUCACCCCCACCGUGUAUGUGAACGGCAUCGUGGCUCCCUCCAUUGAGUCGAGCACCGCUCCAGAAAAAGUGGUGGAGAUAUUUGCUUCCCAUUUGUAAGUCUAUAUAUUGAAAUAGUGAGUGUAUGGUUUUUUCAAUUCGCGUUCCCCAUAUUUUUCAGGCCCAAAUACACAAAUGAG